UUGAUCAACAAACACGUGAAGUCGUCCUCUUUCGCUACUAGUCACGGUACGCAGUACUGUACAAUACUUCCCAUCAUCAUCAGUAGUGCCAGCCCCGUGUCUCGAGAAAGAAAACGAGGAUCGAGACGAGCUAGACGACGUUCCCCACCACCGUGGGUGACCUGGACAAACCAUCGAAAUCAGCUUUUCUUACGACUUUUUGAUGAGCUUUCUGCGGCGGCUAGGUGAUGGCCUAAACCGUCUGCGCCAUCGUACGACAGCAGCGAAUCUUAUAGGAAAAGCGUCGGCCAUCCGACCUCGCCCCGACCAGGAGUUUCUACUCUACCAGAAAACGCGGCUGCCCUGGUGGGUGAACUGGACUUAUGGAUUGCUCGGGUUAAAUAUUGUCUUUACCGCGUCAACGAUGGACCUUGUGUGGAACAACUGGACAAAAUUAUCCACAGAAAAGCCGGCUUAUGCUACUGAUGAUGACGACGACGACGACGAGAAGGACCGCACACAUCGUAUCCUCCGGUCAACAUGGGAGCGAUUUUCCGUCGCUGCCUUGGUUUUCCUGUCAGGUUGUGUUACUACAGCUGUGGUCAUGCAAAUGCGUUCUUCAUACGUCCUCACAUUCGAUAUCUUGGCUGACCAUGGACAACGCAAUCUAUUCCUCCAGACCAUUCGAACAGGUCCAGCCAAGGGCCUCUCCUUCCCCUUCAAUAAGGCCUACUUGUUACCUGGCCGGAGCAAAACGGAGUUCAUGAUCCGUGUGGAUGGGAAGCCCACGUGGUGGUACAUCUCAUUGGAUGACAACUGCUUUAUUGCUGGAAAAAAAGUUUCCCCACAAGAGGCUCGCGCAACUAUUGCGAGUACGUGGGGAUCGAAAAGGGUUUCGCAGGAGAUUGCAAACCCCUUCUUGAAGCGGUAGCAGAGGUAGUAUAUCUUGAUGAAAAUCAAGCACUCGUCACCUAUCACGUCUGCUAUAUCCUCAACAGCAAGAAUCUCAAGAAAAGUUCCGAUGGUUUGUAUGAACAUGUUCUUCUGCCUUUGUUCUACGACAUUGCGAAGAUAAUGUUGCAGGUCGCAGAGCUCGAAGCCCGGAGCACAGGUAAUACAGAGCAUGAAUAGUUUCAAUGACAGUAGAACAGAAGUGUGUCCGUCGUUUUCAAUAGACGACAAGCUGAAUUUGCGAUU
This is a messenger RNA of Guyanagaster necrorhizus, 1176 nucleotides long. RefSeq lists its product as uncharacterized. Lineage: Eukaryota; Fungi; Basidiomycota; Agaricomycetes; Agaricales; Physalacriaceae. The record is from RefSeq and is a predicted model, not a curated record. The transcript is spliced from 3 exons. The coding region runs from base 203 to 910 and encodes 235 amino acids.